Molecule: messenger RNA, 3239 nt
Organism: Pecten maximus
Lineage: Eukaryota; Metazoa; Mollusca; Bivalvia; Pectinida; Pectinidae
Exons: 3
Coding region: 192-680 (162 amino acids)
Source: RefSeq, a predicted model, not a curated record
UAUCCAUGUUCUUCUAGAAUUACACACAUUAUGUGUAUUUAAACACAUAGUGCGUCUCACAGCUCGUCUCCUAACAAUAGGCAUACCCGUCAGAGGACAUACCCGGUAUAAUGUGUGCACUUGUAAAUUUAAACUUCCUGGUUUGGUAGUUGUCGGAGGAGAUCCACCGUUAAGCAUCUAUAAACGUCACCAUGUUUGGAAACCAUCAAAUAUUUGUGAUUCUUGGGCUUCUGUGUGUCUCCAAAUUUACAGAUGCCAUCCUGUGCUAUGGGUGUGCUACCUCCGACGAAGAUGACCCAUGUUUGGUUAACUGGAAGGGUUUGAAGAAAAAUAGAAUCAAGACUACGGAAGAUAAUGAACUUCAACCAAAUGUUAAGAACUGUACGGGAGAUCGGCCGUACUGUGUAAUAGAGGAGACCGAGACAAGAGGUAGCCUUGUCGCCUUCAUUCGUGACUGCUCUGACGGAAAAACAUUCUCCGUCCCCGUUCCCAAUUUUAGAACGAUAAUUCCGGACAAUCAAACAGAGUGUGGUUAUAAUGGCGGAUAUCUUUCCUGUAUUCGUCUGUGUGCCGGUGAAUUUUGUAAUGGACCCUCGACAGCUGCUGGAGUGACGCCAAAUACAGUUACACUCUUGUUAUUAUUUCAAGCUUGUUUCCUAUAUAAAAUGUUAAUUGAAUGAUAUAUAUUUAUAACAGUGAAACAGUCAUUUGCUAUUGUGGUCACACGCUGUUGUAAAACCUCUCCCAGGGUUCCUUGCGAAUUCUCUUGGCCGCAAUGCACUCUGGUAGAGAUCUCCAAGGGCUCCCUGCAAAUUCUCUUGACCACAAUGAAUUCUGGUAGAGAAUCUCCCAGGGUUCUUUGCGGUUUUUCUUGACCCCAAUGUACUCUUGUAGAGAUAUAAGUACAUUUCUUUAUCAUAUAUAUCCCAGCGUUCUUUGCUAAUUUUGUGGACCACAAUGCACUCUUGUAGAGAAAAGAGCACAUUUAUAUCACAAACUCUAUUUCUGUUCCGUUGUUUUCAAAGUUCAUCUUUAUAAAGCUAACUUAUAUCGAGAAAUGCAUUUUUUUAUUAAAUAAAUUAUACAUGUAAUUUGGGCAUGCCAAGUUGAAAUGCUACUUUUUUCUUCGCUUUGGUAUACUUAAUUUUUUUAUAAACUUUAUAUCUAACAGGGCUCCUCACAGGAAUUCGAAAAUCAGUAUUUUUAUACGCGCGAAAACCAAAGCAAAUUGUCUAUCAGCAAAUAUAAGUAUUAUGAGUAUCUGGUGUUUAUUUAUAUAGUUAUUUGUAAAGGACGAUAAUUUCAUAUAAAAUGAUAUUUGUAAUGUUUGUAAAUCCAUUAUCUAUAUCUGUUUUUGUUCUUUUUUAUUUAUCUAUUUUCUAUAAAUCUUCCUUUUUCUCGAAUCAAACAAAUUUAACAAAAUAGUUUAUAUAUAAAAUUGAUGAAUAUUUAUUCAGAUGUAGCAGCCAUAACUAUGGCGAUGUGGGUAUGUCUAUGACGUUUGCAUCUGAGGGCAAAAACGAACACAUCAGCCAGACUCUCUCGAAUGUUGACGCUGUACAGCUGACUAAAUUUUUGUUUAAUCUAUCUUUAUUGGGGAAAAUUAUUAUAGGGAGGUGUCAAUCAGACGAAUCCUGAUGCGUUGAUGAUGAUAACAUAUUUUUUAUAAAUACAGGGUAACAGGUAGAUUCUUUCGAUUUAAAAUAAUAUUUUAUGCCAUUAUGCAUGCAAAAGGUUUGAAAAAAUAACCAUACUCUUGUGGCACUGCCAAUUUAUUUUAAUUUCUAAUAAAUGCCUGUUGUUCAUUUCACGAAAUAAAAAAAUGUAUUUUAUCUUCCCUUUGACGUUUAUGUGAACAUAACAAUAUUUGAUAAUUUAAUUCUCUUGAAAAGUACUUUGUGUAUACAUGUCCGUUUCGUUAUAGGUAUCCGUAGGCUAGUGUAACACUGUUCUUGUUAAAAUCGUUUCCUGUUGUUUUGCUUCAGACACUUAACAAUUCUAUUUAUAUACGUAUGUUAUUCAUUGAACUGUUUUGUUUACAUGUUGUUUCAUAGUUGAAUUUUUUUUUCUUUUGUUCAUAAUAUAUAUUUACAAAUGCUUAUUAUUAUAUUUACAGAAUUGUAAGUCCGUUAAUAUGAUAAAGCUUGAAAAUGUCCCUUUUAUGUUAAAAAACAACUGUCUUGGUGUAAUUUAUAGUCCGACAAGGUUGCGUUGCAAGCAGCUGUGUCAUUCGUAUAGAAUAUAAAUGCCAUAUAUAGACGGUUUUGUGGCUAUAUCUACGUUUCCCGAGUUUUGUUGUUUACGUAAAUACAGAUUCCGAUUAAAAGCAGGAAAAAAUAUAUCAUUAGAGUCCCGACAUCAGUAUGGUAACGAAAUAGACCUUUGUAUUGCUUCAUCGCCAUUGGUUGCGUUAUAUGACGUCAUAAUGGUAGCGAGAGCAAAGGCACAGGGCGCAUUGCUAAUAUUCUGUCGGUUAAGAUUUUACACCAUGGCAUAAAAACUGCAAUGCAAAAAAGAGAAACAAACAAACAAAAACAAUCAAUAUAUAUACUGUAUAUAUAAGCUAUCAAUCAAAAAUAUUGUUUAUAUUAAUCUGAAAAGUGUUUUACAGAAUGUGUACUUAGCCAUGACGUGACGACUCUAUUCCAAUUAUGACCGAGAUUCCCCAAUGUUUUCCAAUUGACGUUCGUUGCCUCUCGGAACUGGUCACCAUAUAGCAACAAAUACUGCCGUAAAAAUGGAUGUUUGAAUGUUCUAUAAUGUAUCUAGGCCAAAAAUAUACAGGUUUUCAUGUUCUUACCGUAUAAUCAAUUAAAGGGAAACGAAACGGGUCAUGAAAUAAUGAACAUAACGUCAUGAAAUUGACACGGCUGAACUUUGCGUCAUUUGUCAUUUGCUUUGUUACAAAAAAAUAUUAUGCAUGUCCAUACUGAUUUCCUCGAUAUCUAGACGUUUUAGAGAAACCGUGCCAUUAAAAAAAGCGCAUUAGUUUCAAAAUAAAGUUAAAAAUGCCAUAUAUUUAUGACUAUCUGUAAAUAUUUGUGGUUACAGAAGAAUACUUUUUUUAGUUGAAAACCUUUACCAACAAGUAAUUAUUUUACUUUGGGGGCGUUUUUAUUUCACCUAAAUAUGUCAUGAAUUGAAUCAUAUAAACUUUCUUGCAUUGAUAGAUUGUGAUACAUAUUAGUUAUGGAAAAAUAACAUGAUCUUACCAUGAAAAUAAAAACAAUACAACACAU